AUGGCUAGUGCGCAAAUGCCGGGCCACCGGUCCGCCCGAUUAGCUGAUGAUGCCGCGACAGCUGCCCUCUACGCUACACACCCUCGACGCAAGGCGUCAGUCCGCGAGGCGCCAACCACGAAGGCGCCUGCCCCCGAUACCCCAUAUUUGAAUGCGCGCGCCACGGGAGGAGCCUCGAACCUCAGCGCGGCCUCGGCCGGAGCUGCCCUCGCCCAUGCAAAGCAGAAUCCCGUCGAAGUAUGGCGCCCGGCCGGUCGCUUUCCCGAUGCCGAAAAAGCCGCAUGGCAUGUGAGGGAUUUCACCUCGCCCGAGGUCCCCCAGCCCAGCACCCAAUAUAGCGCGGAGGGAUUGGGCGCUGCCAUCAUUGCGGUGCGGGAGCAGCGGAGAUUGAGCAGCCCAACCCAAACGAGGCAUAAGCAUGAGAUCUCCGUAGACCACAGUCACGCCGCAGGUGGGGGCCAUGCCCAGGAUAAGGCGCGCCGAGCGGCCACUGGUGCCUACGCCAACCGGCAACGUGCGGACUCAGCCCCAAGUGAGCCGGUUGUGACCUCCGAGGCGCCGUAUGCCCUGUCUGCUGCUGGCGCAUCUCACCGUGUUAGGAUCGAAGACGAAGGCCCCUUGGGCCACUUGGAUAAUGCGAUGGAAGCAAGCCGCAUCCAACACGUUGCGAACGCCAACGCCCGCAUGUACACUUCCUCUCCUCCGGUUGCCAGUGAAGUCGAAGAGCGCAACCACAGAAACUCAUUGCGCGCUGCGGCACUCUCGAUGGCCAAAGACAUGUAUGAUGUGUCGGGCCCCAAAGGGGAGUCGGGCAAUAUCGACCCGGCGAUCUAUGCGGCCCAGGAAGGUCAGAACCGACUGCAGUAUCGAAAUACGGUGAGCGGAGCGAUGGGAACUACAGCCCACAAGGCGCUGGCGCUGCAGGAUGCGGCUCAAAAGCGCGCUGCGGAGAAACUCGCGCGCAUGCGAAAUGAACAUGUCGAGCUCCAGCAGUAUUACGGUACUGCCCCUCAGCCCCAGCGAUCCCGUCUGACCACCCGUCGAAAGCGAACAUCUAGUGAUGUGGAUGUCAAUCAAACGGACGCUGAGCAGUCCAGGCACAUCCGUAAUCAAAUGACGAGUCUGCGAUCGAAGAUGGACAAGGUAGAUGUUCAAAGGCAAAAGGACCGUGACUUGCUCAUGGAAGCAGCUCGACGCAAUGUGGAUGCAACUAUCCAGGACAUGGAGAUGAAGCUCUACAACGACUAUGGUCGAGCGCCACCAUCCAUGCAGAAGCAAUGGGACGAGGCAGCGCGGGAGCGAGUCCGCCAGGAAACUGAGGUCGCCGAGGCGAGUGGCGCUCGAGAGAACCGAGUAAACAUCGGCGCGGAGCACUAUAUGGAUAUGGCCGAUGUUGAGGCAGUGGCACGUUCUCGCGUUCAGCCGGCGCUGGAUGAGAUCACAGAUCAGGCGGAAGUCCGACGCGCGCAGGAGCUGGAAGCUCGCCUUGAUGCCGAGGAGAAGCAAAGGCAGACUGAGUUGGAGAAGGAGCGCGAGGCGUCGCUGCGAGCUGUCGAAAGAAAAGGAGGUUCGUCAACCCCGAAUCGCCAUUUUGGAUCAUUGAUUAACUGGAUGUCCUUUUUAACAGCCAAAACACAAUCCGAGAAGAAAGAGGGCAAGAGAUUGAGCUUCCUCUUAUUCAGGAAAAAGAGCAAGAAGAAUCGUGGCAGAAAAUCUGAAGAGCAGAAAGAGGACAUUAGACAAGAGCCCACCGAUGACGUGCCGGCUAAAGACAAGCAAACGACCGAACCAGCUGCCGAGGAUGAAACUGAGUUCAAAGCCAAGGGUAAAACAGAAGGCCAGGCUGCUGCUCCCGUAGCUUCUGCUCCAGAGAGUGCCACAGUUUCCAGGCAGGUAACUGCCGAAGAAGCUACUUCUGAGCCACCAACUCCAGAGACUCCUGGUGCUGGAACCGUUUUCGCAGCAGCUCCAGCUUCUUCUACCGCAGCACCGGUACGACUGGUCACGAGUGGUCCUUCCGAGAAGUAUGAGGACCACGAUGCAGUCCGAGUCCCGCAGCGAGAUGCGGCAGCCACCUCGGGUAUCAGCGAUAUGCACAUUGUCCGACCCAUCACGAGUCCCCGGGCCGAUUCAAAACUAAAGACCUGGUUCCGCGAUCGAUUGAUUCGUCGAAACAGCGGCACACAGCCUGUCUACCCCCACCAGCCUGGUCCGGAGUUCCAAACUGACAGCGAGGUUGGCUUUACCGGAGGAGCUGCGCUGACUGGUAGGGGUGAGGGCCGUGGGGCGGCGCUGAGCUCGCAUCCUGUCACUGGAGAUGAUUUGGAUCAAAGUGGUUCUAACCACAAUGGCACUUUUCUUGAGGUGACCAAGACAACCACUGAAGAUUCGAAUUCGAGUAAGCCCGGACAGAACGGCAAUGGCAAGCGACAGCGUCUACGAAAAAGCUUUAUGAACACUAUAUCGCGUGGUUCGCAAGGGCCAAAAACGAAUGGGGCCACUAAUGAUGGUCAUUCUCGUCAGAGCUCAACGGCUGCCUCGGAGACCAAAGUCACCGGCACAGGUGAUAUCCAAGGUCUGCGAAACAGCGCCACUGAGCAAGGUCUUGCUGCUCCGCCCAUUCUGGGCCAGACUGCCAGUACAGGUCGAGAGUCGAGAUUUUCUGAGGAUCUGUGA
Messenger RNA from Penicillium argentinense, 2676 nucleotides. RefSeq lists its product as uncharacterized. The record is from RefSeq and is a predicted model, not a curated record. The transcript is spliced from 3 exons. The coding region runs from base 1 to 2676 and encodes 891 amino acids. NCBI's taxonomy places the organism in Eukaryota, Fungi, Ascomycota, Eurotiomycetes, Eurotiales, Aspergillaceae. Gene Ontology annotation, biological process: eisosome assembly.